This is a messenger RNA of Exaiptasia diaphana, 5219 nucleotides long. RefSeq lists its product as uncharacterized. The record is from RefSeq and is a predicted model, not a curated record. The transcript has 19 exons. Lineage: Eukaryota; Metazoa; Cnidaria; Anthozoa; Actiniaria; Aiptasiidae. Bases 247 to 4422 code for a protein of 1391 amino acids.
UGUCUGUGUCUGUGUCUUUUAAAGAUUUUUCAAAAACUAUUGUAUAUCUAGAGAGCUGAACUCGUUUCGUUGAAUACAGAUUCCCGUUAUGUUUCGUCGAUUAUAAUAGUAAGCCAGCACAUGCAAUUUUCAACACGUUUAGUGGCACGAGUCAACACUGCUGCCAGGGUCUUAAGCUACUUGUAAUACGAUACAUGACCAUUAACUAUAAAAUUGUCUGGAUUUGGAGGGGCUUCAAAUUCAAAGAUGGAGACCAAACACAAAUCGUCUUCACAUUUGCAUGUUGUCUUCACUGUAAUUAACUUUCUGUUGCUUAUUGCAUCGGUACUCUUAUUGGGGUAUACUUUACAAUCGCAAAAAAGUGACAUAACACAUGCACAGAACAAAAUCAAGGUCUUACAACAACAACUACGUGACAUUCAUUCCCUCAGUAUGUCUGCUCCGAGGGCUCUUCCACGACAAAAAAGACAGACGUGGUGGCAAAGACGACGGCAACAAGAACUUGAGCGCCGUCAACAGCUAGAGCAACAGAGACGUCGACAACAGAAGUUACAAAGACGACGUCAGAAAGAACUCGCUCGUCGAAGACAACUGAAACUACAACAAAAGAGACAAGGACGACGGCAACAAGAACAAGUGCGCCAACGACAGCGAGAGGUACAGAGACGUCGACAACAGGAGUUACAAAGACGACUUCAGCAAGACCUCGCCCGUCGAAGACAACUGGAACUACAACAAGAACUAGUGCGCCAACGACAGCGAGAGCUACAGAGAUGUCGCCGACAGGAGUUACAAAGGCGACUUCAGCAAGAACUCAUCCAUGGAAGACUACAACUGGAACUACAACAAAAGAGACAAGGACGACAGCAACAAGAACAAACACAAACCGGUACGACGACGUGGUGGCAAAGACGACGGCAACAAGAGAUCCAGCGAAGACGGCAACAAGAACUUGCGCGCCGUCGACAGCUAGAGCAACAGAGACGUCGACAACAGGAGUUACAAAGACGACGUCAGCAACAGAUCGCUCGUCGAAGACAACAAGAACUGAUAAGACAGCAGCAAUUAGCUCGUCAACAGCAAUUGAAAAAACAGCAGGAGUUAAAACGACAACAAGAACUUAAAAAACAACAAGAGCUCAAAAAACAACAAGAAUUGAAAAAAAAGCAAGAGCAAAAACAAAUUGGUACAGGGAAAGUAACGCAAGUCGAACCAAAACUAAAUGGGACUCAUACUGCAAAUAGGACAACAGUUGCCAAGUCAACAGCCACCAAUUUGACGGCGUUGAUAAAAGUGAAUGAAUUCUGGGAUGCUAUUUCUAAACAACCAUUAACAACAAGAUGCAAAAAGGUCAUCAAGGAAAAAGAUUACAUAGUUUGUGUAAAAGCUGAUGGUAAGAAUAUCACCAUUGAUCCGCGUGGACGUCGAAUCAUCAACGGAACUGUUGAUUUAGGCACGGUUACUUUUUAUAAAGGCAGUGUAAACCUGAUUGGCGCCAGACGUGGUGUAAGCGUUGCUACUCGGAGAUACGUCCAGGCUUACUUUAAAAGCCUUUUUGGUUCUAGAGCGCCAACGAAGGAACAGUUUGAACAACUCCUGGCGACAAAGUCCAAACCAUUACUUCAUCAAAGAGAUACUUCUGGAUUUGAAGAGGCUUCAAAGAUGGAGACCAAACACAAAUCGUCUUCACAUUUGCAUGUUGUCUUCACUGUAAUUAACUUUCUGUUGCUUAUUGCAUCGGUACUCAUAUUGGGGUAUACUUUACAAUCGCAAAGAAGUGACAUAACACAUGCACAGAACAAAAUCAAGGUCUUACAACAACAACUACGCGACAUUCAUUCAAUCAGUAUGUCUGCUGCGCGGGCUCUUUCACGACAAAAAAGACAGACGUGGUGGCAAAGACGACGGCAACAAGAGCAGCAGCGAAGACGGCAACAAGAACUUGCGCGCCGUCGACAGCUAGAGCAACAGAGACGUCGACAACAGGAGUUACAAAGACGACGUCAGCAACAGAUCGCUCGUCGAAGACAACAAGAACUGAUAAGACAGCAGCAAUUAGCUCGUCAACAGCAAUUGAAAAAACAGCAGGAGUUAAAACGACAACAAGAACUUAAAAAACAACAAGAGCUCAAAAAACAACAAGAAUUGAAAAAAAAGCAAGAGCAAAAACAAAUUGGUACAGGGAAAGUAACGCAAGUCGAACCAAAACUAAAUGGGACUCAUACUGCAAAUAGGACAACAGUUGCCAAGUCAACAGCCACNAAUUUGACGGCGUUGAUAAAAGUGAAUGAAUUCUGGGAUGCUAUUUCUAAACAACCAUUAACAACAAGAUGCAAAAAGGUCAUCAAGGAAAAAGAUUACAUAGUUUGCGUAAAAGCUGAUGGUAAGAAUAUCACCAUUGAUCCGCGUGGACGUCGAAUCAUCAACGGGACUGUUGAUUUAGGCACUGUUACUGUUGACAAAGGCAGUGUAAACCUGAUUGCCGCCAGACGUGGUGUAAACGUUGCUACUAGGAGAUACGUCCAGGCCUACUUUGAAAGCCUUUUUGGUUCUAGAGCGCCUACGAAGGAACAGUUUGAACAACUCUUGGCGACUAAGGUACAAAAAGAGAUAUCUAAAAGACUUCAAAAAGGGCUGAUUAUUACCCCAAACACAACAGUUACAGGCCCUCCGGGUACCCGGCCACAGGUUGUAAGCCCAGCGAUCACGAAGGCGCAAAUCAUCGCUAUCGCCGGCGCGCCUGGACCGAGGGGAUUUCGAGGACCUCGAGGCUAUCGUGGAUCUCGUGGCCGCCAUGGGAGAACGGGAAAGCCUGGGCUUGCCGCCAUUGUAGGACCUGAUGGGAAAGUGCAAUGGAUGUCGGGAGAUAAGGCAAGGUUGAUGGUUUUCAAUCGUAUGGGGAAAAGAACCCCAGGCUCGUCCAGAGACAGCGUGACGUUAAGUGGUGUUCCUAUUCACUUGUCUGGACCGAGAGUCCAGCCUAAACCAGCACCAUUUCUUCUGGCUGCAUCAUCAAAAACAUUUAAAGAUUUUGUUACUCCUAACAUCACAUCUAGACCCAACAAGACAGUGAUUGUCAGAGAAGGAACCAAAGUCCAACUAAGAGUCGAGGCGGUGGGUCGUCCUGAACCCGAUACGUUUUGGAUCAAUGAAGCCACUAGUCAAGCAACGUUUGGUAGUACAAUGACGAUUAAAAAUGCGACGGUAGAGGACUCUGGGACUUACACGUUUAAAGCCAARAAUGCCAUGGGUGGAGCUACGGCUAAAGUCGAACUUAUUGUUGCAUCCCGUCCACGAAUAACCAAGGCACUUCCUAAAGUCACUUUCGCUUACAAUAAGUUGACAACAAUAGUUAAAUGUCCAAUAGAAGGUCAUCCCAAACCAAAGAUAAUCUGGGCAAGACAGGGCAACAAACCGAUUCGCCCUCCGAGGCUUAAAAUUCUCGACGAUAAUUUAUAUAUCGCAAAUCCUAUUAAGGCUGAUGGAGGGUUUUAUGCAUGCCGUGGAUCGAAUGUACUGGGAAAUGUUAUGUCCGUGACUAGAAUAAUCCCGAGAAACUACGUCCCUCUUCGUCCGAUGAACCUAAUGCCGCCCAAACUGACGGUGAAGGACAUAAGUAAACCACUAAAACUGAACUGCUCUGCUUUUGGCGAACCUAAGCCAAACAUCACAUGGUUGAAAGAUGGCAAACCGAUCAAAUCAAAGACUUUGAUUCUACGUCCACGGACAGCUAAUCAAUUACCAUUGUAUACACAACAAUUGACGAUAGACGAGAUUUCAUCCAAGGAUGAAGGAACUUACACUUGCAAAAUGGAAACAAGUAUAUCACCAACACCCGUUCAGUACAACACCGCUGUCAAUCUUUAUCAAUGCACAGAGCUACACGCUCCAGCCAAUGGUGUCAUGGUAGGCCAAGACAGAAGUGUUGGUGCAUGCGUCAAAUUUGCAUGUAACCCAGGGUGUUUGUUGUAUGGAUCACAGAUUCGCGUCUGCAACAAGAACGGAAGAUGGACCGGGACACCACCAGUCUGUUAUGACGUUGGUGAGGUUGCAUUCGAGUGCCAUCACUACAACAUCCUUGAAGAAGGAGACCGAAACAUCUUCGCGCAAAAGGCUAUGGGUAAAUGUGACAAAAAUCUUGCGGAGGGCUGGUACCGCUUUGGAGGCGACGCAGGUCGUAUGAUGCCAACGUCAUGUCAGAUUGGAGGGCGCUGCAACGCGGAUUUUCCCGGCUGGCUUUACGGGAUGCAUCCUCGUAAAGACGACGGCUGUAUUGAAACACACGUUUGCUUUGGCGAUUCUAUCAAAAACAACUGUUGUGCAUAUAAACUACCUGUGCUGGUCCGUAACUGUGGCACGUUUUACGUUUAUAAAUUGAAACCAACUAGCGCUUGUAAAAUGAGGUAUUGCGCUAUGGACUAGUCAAUAGAUCGUGGCAUUUCAGUGAAUUAACCUUUGUAAUUAUACAGUCAAAUACUGUAGUGGAUAGCAGCAAGACUAUGAGUAUUUUUGGGUUGUACUCUGGGCAGUCUACGUCAUUUCCUAGGGCAUGUGCAUAGGUUGGUUCCGGAAGCCUCCAUUCCUUGGAAGACGAAGUCUUUAAAAACUUUAUUUGCCACAGUCAAUAAUAGGGUAAUAAAUUUUAGGAUAGACCUCAGUUAGUUCGGUGUGGAUCUACGACAAUAUUCGUGCAAUUUUGCAGUGAAUCACCUUUCUCACAGAAACCAUAAAACAAAGCUGGAACUCCCUCAUGAAAGGGCCACUGCACACGCCCCUGCUCUGAAAUUAACGUUUAAAACUACCAUAACAUGUAUAAGUGUAUAAAAAAACUCAUAAUAAUAAUUACUGUCGUAAUUGACUUACGACAGUAUUUCCAUAGCUUAAGAGCAUGCGUAAUAAGAGCAUGCGCAAUGAUUUGCGUGCGCAUCCCACAUCGCUCAGUACCUCUUUUCGUAUGUAGUUCUUUACGUCCUAAACACUAAUUAGAUAAAAGUGCUGAUCAAUAUAAGCUUCCUACUUCGUUGUAAAAUGUCUUAGCGGACCUUACACCGCCUAUGAACAUUCCAAACGAGCACCUCACAAGCCACUAAUGAAUUAAACUCAAGGAUCAGGGCGUGCUAUCCCAAUACUCGUUUGUCGAUGUUUUGAACGUUUCAAUUUUAAUCCAGUAUUGUGUUAAGAUAAAGAAUCGUUGCACACGAGUAGAAAAUUUGAUCUUC